AUGGCUAUAAAGAAGGCGGCAUCAAGCAGGCGGUUCGAAAACCUGCGCGGCGUCAUCACGUACUGGCAGCAAGAACACGAAGACUUGUGCUCGGCGUCCACAGCGUACAUCGACGGCCUCCAGGAGGAGAUCCGCCUCUUCGUCGUUUCGCGUCACCUCAUGCUGACUGAAGCAGGCGGGCGCAUGAACCAGCAGCGCCUAC
Verticillium nonalfalfae is the source of this 202-nucleotide messenger RNA. RefSeq lists its product as uncharacterized. The record is from RefSeq and is a predicted model, not a curated record. The annotation marks the transcript as partial. The transcript has a single exon. Lineage: Eukaryota; Fungi; Ascomycota; Sordariomycetes; Glomerellales; Plectosphaerellaceae.